AUGCGCACCUGCAUCCUCUCCCCCCUUCGAAUCAAGUCCACACUAGUCACCACUACCACAACCACCACCACUUACACCCCACGCUUACUACUCUUACCGACCACCACCACCACCACCACCACCACCACCACCACCAAGAUCACCACUCACCACCCCAUCGACUUCUACCUUCAAGCACGUACAAUGUCCUCCUCUCACUCCAAGACCCAACUCAAAGGAGGCUGCACCUGCAAAACCGUCCAGUACACCCUCACCCUCAACUCGGUGGAAGAUGCUCGGACAACACUCUGUCACUGCAAGUCCUGCAAGCGAGCCUUUGGGACAAAUUACGGACUCACAGCCAAGGUUGCCUUGGAUGCUUUCUCGUACAAUGACGGGACAGAGACGCUCAAGAAGUACACGCAGCAGAACGGGGUGACGAGGGAGUUUUGCGGGGAGUGUGGGGUUUUUAUUUGCGAGUAUGGUGUAAGUACCUUCUCGCCCUCUUGA
Molecule: messenger RNA, 489 nt
Organism: Podospora anserina S mat+
Lineage: Eukaryota; Fungi; Ascomycota; Sordariomycetes; Sordariales; Podosporaceae
Exons: 1
Coding region: 1-489 (162 amino acids)
Molecular function (GO): carbon-sulfur lyase activity
Source: RefSeq, a predicted model, not a curated record